Pocillopora meandrina is the source of this 5183-nucleotide messenger RNA. Lineage: Eukaryota; Metazoa; Cnidaria; Anthozoa; Scleractinia; Pocilloporidae. The record is from the annotation of a GenBank genome assembly.
AUGGCGAGUAAUACGCCAAGGAGCUUUCACCUCUUCAACUGCGAUAACUUGUGUAAGUUAAGUGAGGUGGAAGCUUUGCUCAAAGCCGUUAAAGGCAAGAUUCCCUUCAAGAUUUUACAUAUCAAGACACAUGAGUUUAGGCGAGAACAAAUCGAGGAAAUCUUUGUGUCAAAGAUUUCAAACUUAGGGAAAAUGGAUUACGCUGUGUUCGUUGUUCAUGCAGCUGAGGCCUGCCUCUCCUUUAGCGAUGAUAGUGGCUACGGAAAGAUUUAUGGGGCUCUGAAGGAACGAACUGGCUCAGGUAAGAUUGAGGCUGACGCAACAGUAAUAACACUUCAUAGUUCUAACCUCAUUGCAGUAUUUAAUCCAUAUGUGAGGGAAGUUUCCCGCUUUGUUUAUCAGUUUGACAUAAAAUAUAAGAGGCUUAAUUGUCAAGAAGAUUCCAAAAUUUUGACCAUUCGUUUUUCGUUAAAUGACUUAUCAUAAUAAUCAGCAUGUCGAGGCCAAACUACAGUAUCUACGGGUCUAUUCCUUAAGUCCUCGAAUCAAUGAGGACAUUGGCGCCUUUUAUUUGAGAUAUGUUCUCAUGUCCGCGUUUCCAUUUAAGAAUCGUUACGACAAUGAUCAACACGCCGUAGACUGAGGACUACGGACUACAGAAUACUCUCCAAAGAGCAUUUAUUAAUUAAUAGAGCCAUACUGUACUAUUAUUUUUUCUCUUUUUUCUUUUCAGCAAACAUAAUAUAGUAAUGGCCGUGGCUAUCGUGUCACUAUACCCAUAAACAACGAACUGAUAAUGUAUGGGUCAAAUAAAGUGUCAUUGCCUUUAUUCUUUGUCGUCUUAAAGUUAAGAAAUCACUGCAAUUAUGGUAUAAAUAGUGAGAUCGGGAACGACAUCAAAAGUUCAGCCUGGCAUAAGAGAAAGAUGAAAUUGAAAACUGUACAAAACGCAAAUGACCGCCAUCUUUAUAAUGGAGAGUUGACCUUCGUAUCCAUUUCUAAAUUAACUCACCCCGAACUCACAUGUAAUUUUGUCUUUGUUUUGUUUUGUUUUUCGAGGUGAAAAAGUUUUGAUCGUCAUCAGUGGGGACAAAAAUUACAAAAGUAAGAGUGAAGAAGAUCAGUUUUUCCUCUCCCAGUGGGCAAAGGAUAAUAUAUCUCCUCAGUUUCGUAAUGAACUCGUCGAUGGGAGAAAGAGUUUCAUCUUCUCUUGGAACCAGAAACACAGGCCAAUCCAUGAAAAAGCGCUUCUGCAUUACUUUGAUCCCAACAAGAAUGGUCAGAAGUUCGCGGUCUCUCAAACGGAUCCAGCGGCAACGUCAGCACCCCCGAGAGGACCUUCUGUUUCUCUGUCACACCACUUCGACUUACAGCAAGAGGUAAGACAUGAUUUUUUUCUUUCGCAGAUUUAGUAGACCCUAGCGGUUUACGCUGUUUAAAUGACGGUUAUUCUGAUAAAGUUGGUGUGUUUGCUGUAAACGGCAAAAGUCAAAAGAUUUGCAGGAUUCUCUUGAGGCUCUUUAUGUGGAAGACUGACAGCUUGGUGAUGUCGCUCUCUGUCAUCCUUCAGCAUUCAUAGCCUUAUAGUAGGGUGGACAUCACACAGCUUUGGUAGAUCUACAGCUUGGUCUUGGUGCUGUACUGAGAGGACGAGUACAUGUUGUUGAGUAUGCUGAAGGCGUUUCUGGCCUUGUUGAGACGGUUCUUGUUGUCACUCCCUGCUCCUCCAUCAUGCCUUACUGCGCUGCCCAGGUAAAUGAACCCUUCAGUCGUUGGCAGGUCUACUCCGUUCACUUGAAUUGAUUUAGGGUUGGACACGUUUGGCAGCAUCACUUCUGUCUUCUUUUGGCGGAUCUUCAGGCCAACUUGCUGUGCGUAAGUGCCAAGUCGUGUCGUCUUUUCCUGCAUGUGUUGAUGAGUAUGGGAGACCAAGGCUUGAUCAUCUGCAAAAUCUAGGUCCUCCAGCGUUGAGAAGAGGGUCCAUCUGAUGCCCCGUGACUGAUCUUUUGUUGUGCGCCUCAUUACCCAGUCAAUGGUCAUGUUGAAAAACAUCGCCGACAUUGUACAGCCUUGUCUGACGACAGUCUUCACUUUAAAGCUGGUUUCGCUGUUGCCUACUCCGUAUGAAAAGUUGUUGUAGAAGCUUUUGAUGAUGUCGAUUAUCUGCUGUGGUAUCUCAUAGGCCCGAAGGAUGCGCCACAGACUUUACCGGUGUACACUGUCAAAAGCCUUCUCAAAGUCCACAAAGUUGAUGUAGAGUUGUCUCUGCCACUCUGUGCACUGCUAUAGGAUGUUACGUAGGGUGAAGAUCUGGUCUGUGCAUCACUUUCCUUUCCGAUACCCUGCCUGCUCCCUUCUCAGUUGUUGGACCACCGUGUUGGCUAUUCGCUGGAUGAUGAUCUUGGCCAGGAUCUCGCUAAGCACAGAUAGUAAGGUGAUUCCUCGCCAGUUGUUGCGGUUGUUAAGGGCACCUUUCUUCGGAAUCUUCACAAUGACUCCCUCUGUGCAAUCUUCAAGUAACUUCUUCCCCCCAGAUGUUUGUAAAGAGCGGCUGGAGUAGGUCUGCUACUAACUAUGGAUUUGCUUUAAAUACUUCUGCAAUGAGAUUGUCUUGUCCGGGGGAUUUUCCGUUCUUGAGGGACUUGAUGACUGCUAUGAUCUCUUCUUUUCCUGGGGGAUCGGUGUUCACAUCCAGGUCUGUCUCUGCCUCUUGUAUAUCUGCCUCUGUUGGUGGUGGUGGUCUGUUCAGAACUUCACUGAAGUGUUCUGUCCCAUCGUGCGUCUUGCUCGGCUUCUGUCGUGAGUAGUCGCCCCUGCUUGUCCAUGAUCGGAGCGUCAGUGCCUCCUCUGUACCUGCCACACACCAGCUUGGUGAUCUUGCAGACUCUGCCUUGCUCUCCCCUGCUUGCUGCAUCUUCUGCCUGGCUUGCAAGGUGGUUUAUGUGGCUUCACUUUUCUGUUCUUGUCAUCCUCUUCACUGUUAGAUUCGCUUCCCUACAUUGUUGCUUGUAUCUCUCUUUCAGUCGCUCUGAUUUGACCUCCACGACUUUCUUCUUGAGAGUUCUUCUGUUCGCAAUGGCUUGUCAGGUAUCCUCUGUGAUCCACUCCUUCCUGCUGCUUUGUUCCAAGGCAGGCUUUGCGGGUCUGCUCGUAGGCUAUCUUAAGCUGUUGCCACUUUGCAUUGAUGUCUCCCAAGCCUUCCUGCUUCUGGUCUUCAGCAUCUGCUAGUACCUGGAACUAAUUAUUCAACUGUAGUAUGAAGGCAGUCUUUACUUUAAGGUCUCGCAGCUUCUCCACAUCAAAGUGUCGUCGCCCUCUCGGACUGGAUCUGGUCUUCCUUAGCUUCAGCUUCAGUGUAGUGGUCACAAGGUGAUGGUCACUUCGCACAGCAGCUCAUCUUCUCACUCGGACGUUUGGCAGUGAUUGCGUACACAUCCCGUUGAUCAUCAGGUGGUCAAUAUAGUUCUUGUCUCUUCCAUUGGGGGAGUACCAAGUCAGCUUGUGGACGUCGCGGUGUGGAAAGAGCGUCCUUCCGAUGACAAAAUCAUAGGUGGUGCAGGUGUCCAGUAGCCUCUCUCCAUUGUCAUUCAUGGUGCCACAUCCUUCUCUCCCCAUGGCCCUUUCGCAGUUCCUGUUGUCAUUACCAACCUUUGCAUUGAGAUCUCCCAUCACAAUCUUCAUCUCGUGAACGUGGUGUGUUCUCCCUCAUGGUGCUCGUCAUCUUCUCUUCCAGAAUAUAGCACUGUCUCUCCUGUGUUGGUUUUGUGUCAGCCUGAACCUGUCCAUUUGCUCUCACUGAUUCCAAGGAUGUGUAGGUUGUAACGUCUCAUCUCAGCUGUGGCUUGUGCCAGCUUUCCUGUCUCGUACAUAAUUCUUACAUUGCAUUUGGCGCUCAAGAUUUCCAUCUUCCUGUCAGCGGUUUCCUUUCGGCUUUUACUAUUGUCAUUCAUAUUAGUAUCUUUCGACAACUCUGAAAGCCCGUCUCACCCAGUAGUGUUUAUUUUCUUCGUUGCCGUUUCCGUAACGUGGGUGUUUUACGGGACCGGGUUGUUAGCCCUGUGCCCAAACCCCUAGCCUGGAGGACCGGUGGAUCGUGCUUCGUCGGACCUCUACCCUUCAACCUGUCCGUCUUGGGUGGCCCUACCACGAGACUAAGCUCCCGCCGGCAUAGCUCUAGGGAUCUCCGAGGCACUCAAGCUCGCCGACCACGACGAGGUGGGGAUCCUUCGGGGGCCUGUACCGACUAACUACCCCUUGAAAAAAAUAUCCUUGAACGCUCACUUACAAGUAAUUAAGUAUGUGAUUGUUUUUUUUCCAAUUUUUUGACGAAGGAUUUAAAAAGAUCUGAACCUGAAUCAGCUGAUCAGGAGAGGUCUUUAGUGAAACAGAAUGGGAAGCGAGGGCAGAGUCAGAGACGGGGCCGGAAGUCGUGGAGUCGAUCAGAAGAAGACGGCGGACGACAAACUUCAGAUGCGACUGAAUCUGAAUCAACAGGUAAUGUAGAAGGAUAUCACAUUCUUCUAUAAGUUCAGGGAUGCUAGUUUUUGAGGCUCGCGAGACUGAAAUGAUCGCUAAAAAAUGGAGUGAAAGUGAUUUCCUUAUCGACUUUAUUAAGAGCUAAGAACAUUCUUGGGGUUGCUUUAGUCCGCAGUGCAUUCCACCCUAGAGGUGUUUUUAUCCACGCCUAGUUUGGAUUUAAAGCUUGUAUUUUGUCUUUCUUUCACUCGGUUAACUCAUAUUAAUUUGUUACAAGUUUCUAGUGAGAAUUCAGGAAGGGGUGAUUCACGGCCUAUUUUAAAACUACAAACACGCCUGCGCCAUGGGAAAAUUUCAUACGAUAGCGCAGACGUAGAGACCUGGGACCAAACCUGGCGUCCUCCUCACAGCGAGGUAGUGAAGUUAGAGAGAGAAUGGGGGUCAACACCGGAAGCGUAUUUGAAGAUCUUUGCUGAUGAAAAUGGCACAAUGUGUCGUGCUGAAGUGAUACCAAGAUCUUCCCUCUGGGACUAUUGUUGGCCUUCCUGAUGACCCCGAAAGUUUGGAGUAAGCAGUCACCUACUCUGCGUGAGUCUAAUUUAGGUGCUGGAUACUUGCAAUUGCACAUAACCUAUGAAUACUUUGAAUCUACGAGUGUUGAAUCAGAAAUGCAAACUGUUUGCAUGGAAUAAAAGAAUGUUCCUUGG